GCAUGAUUGGUUCGCUCUCUAACUACAAUCGAAUUCGUUUCUGGCUCUGAAAAAGUCACAAGUCGACGUUUUCGUUCUAGAGAGAGAAUCAGAGUUUUUUGGUUUAAGAGGAGAGAGAAACACAGAGAGAAAUCGAGAGGAAGAGACAGAGGGAGAAUCUGAGAGCGAGAGAGAGGCUGCCAUGAUAACGCGAUCGAAUCUGGCCGAACAGCUACGCGAGUAUCAGAUUCGAUCCAAGCAUGACUGGGCCUCUGUCUCGUUCUUCUCCUCCACUUCUUCAAACAUCGCCACUUCCAGGGUGGAUGUGGUGGUUUUUGUAAUAUGGGAACUUAUUAUUUUAGCCUUCUUGGUAUUUUCGGUAGUCUCUCUGUACUUCAAGCACAUCCGACUUGCUUUUAUUUUAGUCUGCGUCACAAUCCUAUUGCUUUUAUGCAUGAAAAUUACAAAGCAAGUAAGACUCGCAAGGAAAAAGAAACGAAGGAUGCUUCUUCCAUUGUCAAUGUAAAACGGCAUCAAGUGUUGACAUUUGGCAUAUUCCUAUUCUCGUACAGCCUCACCGGUAAGGUCUUGGCCAUUCUUGACCAUUUCCAUUGGUCCCGCAUCUCAUUCAUCACUGGAUUGUGUAUCAUCUGAUUCCACCAAAUUGACUAAAGUAUAUAAUCGAUGUUUUUACAUCAAAACAAUCUUAUCCAAUUGGUUGAUCUAGAUCAAUGUUGGAGUCAGUGUGGCUGAGUAAGGCUAGGAUCUUGUCACAAUAUAUAUAUUUGGCAUAUCUUUUUGCUGUUUGUUUCUGUAUACAUAGUGCAACUUGCAAGUUACUAUUGAGUUUUUGACCCCUUGACGUUGAAAGUUCAAAUACCAUCAGAUGAGUUAUUGUAUAAUGACGACAUAUGUGCGAGAUACGUUUGGCACUGAUAUUGUGCGCAAGGUGUGGUAGAUGCGAAGUGUUGCUAGCUUUUGAGGACAAUUUCUGUGGUUUUGGCCUUGUGUGGAGAAUGUAACCCUUGUUAACUCCACUUUGGAGGUUGAUGUGAAAAUAUUUCUUUAUCUGACUGACGUAAUACCUGGUAAAUUUGUUAUUUUAAAUGGGAUACUUAUGGGCAGAUUCACAUAUUGACUUUUUUUCAUUUCUGAAUCAUUCCGCAUAUUAAAGACA
Messenger RNA from Vigna angularis (adzuki bean), 1156 nucleotides. RefSeq lists its product as uncharacterized. The coding region runs from base 182 to 505 and encodes 107 amino acids. The record is from RefSeq and is a predicted model, not a curated record. NCBI's taxonomy places the organism in Eukaryota, Viridiplantae, Streptophyta, Magnoliopsida, Fabales, Fabaceae. The transcript has 2 exons.